Messenger RNA from Candidula unifasciata, 1025 nucleotides. Lineage: Eukaryota; Metazoa; Mollusca; Gastropoda; Stylommatophora; Geomitridae. The record is from the annotation of a GenBank genome assembly.
GUGUGAUGUUGGCAGGUGCGAUGUUGGCUGGUGUGAUGUUGGCUGGUGUGAUGUUGGCAGGUGUGAUGUUGGCAGGUGUGAUGUUGGCUGGUGUGAUGUUGGCAGGUGUGAUGUUGACAGGUGUGAUGUUGGCUGGUGUGAUGUUGGCAGGUGUGAUGUUGGCUGGUGUGAUGUUGGCAGGUGUGAUGUUGGCAGGUGUGAUGUUGGCUGGUGUGAUGUUGGCAGGUGUGAUGUUGGCAGGUGUGAUGUUGGCUGGUGUGAUGUUGGCAAGUGUGAUGUUGGCUGGUGUGAUGUUGGCUGGUGUGAUGUUGGCAGGUGUGAUGUUGGCAGGUGUGAUGUUGGCUGGUGUGAUGUUGGCAGGUGUGAUGUUGGCAGGUGCGAUGUUGGCUGGUGUGAUGUUGGCUGGUGUGAUGUUGGCAGGUGUGAUGUUGGCAGGUGUGAUGUUGGCUGGUGUGAUGUUGGCAGGUGUGAUGUUGACAGGUGUGAUGUUGGCUGGUGUGAUGUUGGCAGGUGUGAUGUUGGCUGGUGUGAUGUUGGCAGGUGUGAUGUUGGCAGGUGUGAUGUUGGCUGGUGUGAUGUUGGCUGGUGUGAUGUUGGCAGGUGUAAUGUUGGCAGGUGUGAUGUUGGCUGAUGUGAUGUUGGCUGGUGUGAUGUUGGCUGGUGUGAUGUUGGCUGGUGUGAUGUUGGCAGGUGUGAUGUUGACAGGUGUAAUGUUGGCUGGUGUGAUGUUGGCAGGUGUGAUGUUGGCAGGUGUGAUGUUGGCAGGUGUGGUGUUGACAGGUGUGAUGUUGGCAGGUGUGAUGUUGGCAGGUGUGAUGUUGACAGGUGUGAUGUUGGCAGGUGUGAUGUUUGCAAGUGAUGUUGGCAGGUGUGAUGUUGGCUGGUGUGAUGUUGGCAGGUGUGAUGUUGACUACAUCACUUACUUAGUGCUGAAUUAUUGGCCUAUAAAUUAUAAGUCUAGCCUUAUAUUCUCAUUACAUCUGAAGGUGAGAAAAAGGGUCCUUUACUUUUAUGAUUUUUUUUAG